Messenger RNA from Cuscuta epithymum, 2951 nucleotides. The record is from the annotation of a GenBank genome assembly. NCBI's taxonomy places the organism in Eukaryota, Viridiplantae, Streptophyta, Magnoliopsida, Solanales, Convolvulaceae.
CUCCACUAUCAAUCAACAAACAAAGAACUGACUCUAUGCUCUGUUUGUUUCGUCGGGCCACCAAAUCGCCAAAAACAGCUAGGCAAAUUGCUCUUCUUCCUCCCCGUCCUGUCACCCAUCACCACCAAAAUCAUUUCCUAAAACGUCCCAUAGCUACCUACCUUCUUCCACUCCCUUUUCUUUUCCCACAUUUGAGUUGAACUUAGCUUCCUUCUUGGGAUCCGUAAGAAUGGAGCAGAAAAGCUUGUUCAUUUCGGCAUUGGGUGUAGGGGUCGGGGUUGGGUUGGGAUUGGCGUCCGGCCAGGCCGUCAGCAAAUGGUCCGGCGCCGGCGCCGCAGCUAGCUCUGCUGCCGGCGGCGUCACCGCCGACCAAAUCGAGCUCGAGCUCCGGCGGCUUGUCCUCGACGGCAAGGACGCUGACGUGACGUUUGAUAACUUCCCUUACUUCCUCAGUGAAAGGUCGCGGGAAUCACUUACUAGUGCAGCAUAUUUUCAUCUGAAUCACAUGGAUAUGUCUCGACACACUCGAAAUCUCCCGCCUGCUAGUAGGGCAAUAUUGCUUUCAGGACUUGCGGAACUUUGCCAGCAAUCUCUUGCAAAGGCACUUGCUCAUCAUUUUAAAGCAAAACUGCUUCUACUGGAUAUAUCCAACUUUUCACAAAAGAUACAAAGCAAAUAUGGCGGUGGUGUCAAAACAGAGUCUUCCUCCAAGAGGUCCCUCUCAGAGGUCACACUGGGAUCUGUGUCCAACUGGCUUGGUUCUUUCUCAAUCCUUCCAGGAAAAGAAGGUAGUGGAGGCAUAUUACCUUGGCAAACCAGUGGACUAGAUGUCAAGUCAAGGAAUGCUGAAGGUUCAGAAAACACUCUAAAGCAACGCAGAAAUGCCUCCAUCUCUUCAGCUCCAACUAGACGAUCCAACAACUGGGCAUUUGAUGAAAAAUCUCUCUUGCAGUCCCUUUACAAGGUUCUAGUUUCGGUCUCAUCAACUGAGUGUAUCAUUCUCUACAUCAGGGAUAUAGAUAGACACCUUCAAUGUCCACGAUUUUACCAUCUUUUUGAGAGAACACUGAAUAAAAUAUCAGGGUCGGUCUUGGUUCUUGGGUCCCGAAUGAUAAAACUUCCCGUUGAAGACCAUGGUGGAAUUGAUGAAAAAGUCAGUCUAUUGUUUCCCUACAACAUUGAGAUAAGGCCACCCGAAGAUGAGACUCACCUUUCUAAAUGGAAGUCCCAACUGGAAGAGGAUAUGAAGAUGAUCCAGUUUCAGGACAACAGAAAUCAUAUCGCGAUUGUACUUGCAUCAAAUGACAUUGAAUGUGAUGAUCUAGGGUCAAUCUGUCAAGCAGAUGCUAUGGUUCUGAGCAACUACAUCGAGGAAAUCAUAGUUUCAGCAAUAUCAUACCAUCUGUUGCAUAACAAGGAUCUAGAAUAUCGAAAUGGAAAGCUUGUUAUAUCAUCGAAGAGUUUGUCCCAUGGGUUAAGCAUAUUCCAGGAAGGAAAGAAAGGACACAGAGACUCUCUCAAACUGGAGACAAAUGCUGAAAAAGCAGACACCCUUGUGAAAAAUGCUCCUGAAAAUCCUCCAGACAAUGAAUUUGAAAAGCGCUUAAGGCCUGAGGUAAUUUCUGCAAAGGACAUUGGGGUGACUUUUGAAGAUAUUGGUUCACUGGAUGAGACUAAAAAAUCACUUCAAGAACUGGUUAUGCUUCCUCUUCGGAGACCUGACCUCUUCAAUGGUGGACUUCUUAAGCCCUGCCGAGGCAUAUUGCUGUUUGGUCCUCCUGGUACCGGAAAAACUAUGCUGGCAAAGGCUAUUGCCAAUGAAGCUGGAGCAAGCUUUAUAAAUGUCUCCAUGUCAACCAUCACAUCAAAAUGGUUUGGUGAAGAUGAGAAGACUGUCCGAGCUUUGUUCACUCUUGCAGCCAAAGUUUCUCCAACAAUUAUUUUUGUGGAUGAGGUCGAUAGCAUGCUUGGGCAGCGAACAAGAGAGGGAGAGCAUGAAGCUAUGCGUAAAAUUAAGAAUGAAUUCAUGACUCAUUGGGAUGGAUUAUUGACAAAAGCUGGUGAGCGCAUACUCGUUCUUGCUGCAACCAAUAGGCCAUUUGACCUUGAUGAAGCAAUUAUCAGGCGGUUUGAGCGGAGAAUUAUGGUUGGUCUACCAUCAGCGGAAAACAGAGAAAAGAUCUUGAGAACUCUACUAGCAAAGGAAAAAGUAGAAGAUAUUGAUUUCAAAGAGCUUGCAACAAUGACAGAUGGAUACAGUGGAAGUGAUCUCAAGAAUUUGUGCGUCACAGCAGCUUACCGACCAGUGAGAGAGCUAAUACAGCAAGAGCGAGAGAAGGACAUGGAGAAGAAGCACAAAGCUGUGGAAGGACAAAGCACAGAAGAUGUGCCAGACAAAAAAGAUGCAGACAAAAAAGAUGAGGCAGAGGAAAGAGUCAUCACUCUGAGGCCAUUGAAUAUGGAAGACAUGAAGCUAGCAAAGAAUCAGAUUGCUGCUAGUUUUGCUGUGGGGGGAUCCAUAAUGGCUGAGCUCAAGCAAUGGAAUGAACUAUACGGAGAAGGUGGUUCGAGAAAGAAGGAACAGCUGUCUUACUUCUUUUAGACAGUCAGAUACACACACUAUUUGACAUUCUUGUGAUGUAGCGAUACUUAUGAUGGCGUGCUAGAUAUCUUCCCCGAGUCUUGGAACGGCACAGAGACUACACACCGCAUCAUAGAGAUUUGCUGCAUCUCCUCAUUUUAAUUGCUCAAGCAUUUCCUUUCAUUUGUGUAUGGGUUAUUGAAGCCUGUAUACUAUAUAUAAUAGGGAAGUAUUUGUCCCAUAUGUAUCUCAUUGUGAACUAUAUAUGUAAUUAUGUAGUAAAAACGUUAAUAGUGUGUUUUAAGUUUAUAUAUGUUGUGAAAUGAAUGGUAUUUUAAUCAGUUCAUUCUUAUUUAGUGUAUUUCUGGAA